Molecule: messenger RNA, 756 nt
Organism: Nyctereutes procyonoides (raccoon dog)
Lineage: Eukaryota; Metazoa; Chordata; Mammalia; Carnivora; Canidae
Biological process (GO): proteasome assembly
Cellular component (GO): cytoplasm; nucleus
Source: RefSeq, a predicted model, not a curated record
AUGCGUCACUCCUCUCUCGUGGUGUGCGUCCUCCAGGACUCGGGGACCCCUGCGGGCAGUGCUCUGUUGACAAGCAAACCGCCGGGGGGGCAGCCCGGGAAUGGAAGUGGGGUGGCUGGUGGUGCGGCCCGAAGGCUGUCCCCGUGUCCCCGAGUGAGCCGAAGGCAGUGCCAGACGCUGAGCACUGGGCUAAGGGACAGUAUUCCAGCGAGUGAACCUUCAGCAAGCACAGCCGCUGAAAGUCAUCUUCUUCGAAAAGGCCUUCCUUGUGUGAAAAAUGAACUUGUGCCCACUCAUCCUCUUGAAUUAUCAGAACAAAAGUUCCAGCUCAACUAAGAUAAAAUAAAUUUUUUGCUAAAAUUACAAAUGGAAUUCAAGGCAGAGCAACAGGCUCAGAGUCUUCCAUUUCUUCUGAGCUCAAACUUUUCUCCGAGUAUCCUCAGGGGUAAGGAGACUAUUGGAUGUGAAGAUAUUCUUAAUGACCUGUCACAAAGUGAAUCAAUGGGGGAGCCACACUUGAUGGCAGAAUGUGACCUUGGUUUCCUAUCAUCUCUUAUGCUUCGCCCAAGUGUCAUCCGCAAUGCACUGGAAGGCAACGGGGAAGAACUCUCCACCCCAAGUGGUUUGAGGCCGGGCGGAGGCAGCUCCCCGCGGGGAUGCUCUGGACGCCAGGGCCCCACGCCGGACGUUUACGCCAGUCCUGAUCGCUGCCUCACGGCGAAACGCUGCCGAGAACAUCCUCGCACGUGCAUCUAG